CGCCGCCCUGGAGCUCCCCACCACCACCACCACCAAGAGGUUCGCCGCGAGGAGCCCCGGCGCUCCCGGUCCGCCGGAAGGUGGCUUUUUCCAGGAAGGGCUCGGAAGGCUCCCUCCGGUUCCCGACUCUUCCGUUUUCUACCUCUAGGGCUUCGCGCGGCCGUCGCUCUGAGCCCCCCUCUUUCCGGCGCGGUGAUGUCAUCAGCAGUGGCCAGGGACUGUUGCUGGGGCAACGAGCGGGGACGCGGCUGGCGGCGGCGGCGGCAAGGAUGCAGCUGCGCCACGUUCGGACUCUGCUCCCCCCGCAGGACGGGGCGGCCAAGGUGACGUGCCUGGCCUGGGCCCCCAACAACGCGCGGUUCGCGGUCUGCACGGUGGACCGGGUGGUGCUGCUCUACGACGAGCAGGGCGAGCGCCGGGACAAGUUCUCCACCAAGCCGGCCGACCCCAAGUAUGGCCGGAAGAGCUACGUGGUCAAAGACAUGGCCUUCUCCCCAGACUCCACCAAGAUUGCUGUCGGGCAGAGCGAUGGCAUCAUCUUCGUCUACAAGAUUGGCGAGGACUGGGGUGAUAAGAAGGUGAUCUGCAACAAGUUCAUUCAGACGAGUGCCGUGACAUGUUUGCUGUGGCCAGAGGAGAACACCAUCGUCUUUGGGCUGGCAGAGGGCAAGGUUCGUUUGGCAAACUCCAAGACCAACAAGUCUUCUACCAUCUACGGGACAGACUCGUAUGUUGUGUCACUGGCAUCCAACACCACUGGGAAGGGGAUCCUCUCUGGGCAUGCAGAUGGAACCAUCGUGCGCUACUUCUUUGAUGACGAAGGCUCGGGGGAGUCACAGGGCAAAUUGGUGAUGCACCCAUGCCCCCCCUACGCCUUAGCCUGGGCCUCCAACAGCAUUGUGGCUGCUGGAUGUGACAAGAAGAUCGUGGCCUACGGGAAAGAAGGGCACGUGAUCCAAACCUUCGACUACAGCCGAGACAUGUCUGAGAAGGAGUUCACGGUUGCGGCCACCGGUCCUGGGGGCCAGUCUGUGGUGAUUGGCAGCUUUGACAGGCUGCGGGUGCUGAACUGGAGCCCUCGCCGGAGUGCUUGGGAAGAAGCCAAGCCCAAGGAGAUCCCAAACCUCUACACCAUCACCGCCCUGGCCUGGAAGCGGGACGGCUCACGACUCUGUGUGGGCACCCUGUGUGGGGGAGUGGAGCAGUUUGACUGCUGCUUACGCAGGACCAUCUACAAAAACAAAUUUGAGAUGACCUACGUGGGCCCAAGCCAGGUCAUAGUGAAGAAUCUCUCCACGGGGAUGCGGGUAGUGCUGAAGUCCCACUACGGGUAUGAAAUUGAUCAGGUGAAGAUCCUGGGCAAGGAGCGCUACCUGGUGGCCCACACCUCAGACACCCUGCUUCUCGGCGAUCUCGGCUCCACCAAGCUCAGUGAGGUGGCCUGGCAAGGAUCGGGUGGGAACGAGAAUUUUUUCUUUGACAAUGAGAACGUCUGCAUGAUCUUCAACGCGGGGGAGCUGACUCUGGUGGAAUACGGCAGCAAUGAGAUCCUGGGCUCUGUGCGCACGGAGUUCAUGAACCCUCAUCUCAUCAGCGUCCGCAUCAAUGAGAGGAGACCUCGAGGUGCGGAGGAGAGCAAGCGGCUGGCCUACCUGGUUGACAUCAAGACCGUUGCUGUGGUGGACCUCGUGGGCAGCUGCAACAUCGGGACCAUCAGCCACGACAGCAGAAUUGACUGGCUUGAGCUGAACGAGACGGGCCACAAGCUGCUCUUCCGAGACAAGAAGAUGAAGCUGCAUUUCUACGACAUGGAGAGCGCCACGAAGACCGCCAUCUUGAGCUACUGCUCCUACGUGCAGUGGGUCCCAGGGAGUGACGUGGUGGUGGCCCAGAACCGCAGCAGCCUUUGCGUGUGGUACAACAUCGACACCCCCGAGCGAGUGACCAUGUUUCCCAUGAAGGGAGACAUUGUGGACCUGCAGAGGGACCAUGGGAAGACGGAGGUGAUGGUGACCGAGGGCGUCAACACCGUCUCGUACACGCUGGACGAAGGGCUCAUUGAGUUUGGAACCGCCAUCGAUGAUGGGGACUAUCAGCGGGCUGUGGCCUUCCUGGAGACCCUGGAAAUGUCUGCCGAGACAGAGGCCAUGUGGAAGACGCUGAGCCGGCUGGCACUGGAGGCCAAGCAGCUGCACAUCGCAGAGAGGUGUUUCGCUGCUCUGGGGCACGUGUCCAAGGCCCGAUUCCUCCAUGAGACCAAUGAGAUUGCAGAUCAAGUGGCAAAGGAAACGGGCGGGGAUGGCACCGACUACUACCAGGUCCGCAUCCGCCUGGCCAUGCUUGAGAAGAACUACAAGCUGGCAGAGAUGAUCUUCUUGGAGCAGAAUGCAGUGGAGGAGGCCAUGGAAAUGUAUCAGGAACUCCACAUGUGGGAAGAGUGCAUUGCGGUGGCCGAAGCCAAAGGUCACCCUGCCCUGGAGAAGCUGCGCCAGGGCUUCUACGAGUGGCUGCUGCAGAGCCAGCAAGAGGAGCGGGCCGCUGAGGUGCAGGAGGCUCAGGGCGACCUACCGGCGGCCGUUGGCCUCUACCUGAAGGCUGGCUUGCCAGCCAAAGCAGCCCAACUGGCCAUGGGGCGAGAAGAGCUGCUGAGCAACACAGACCUUGUCAACCGUAUUGCCACCGCCCUCGUGCGUGGGGACCUCUUUGAGCAGGCUGGGGAGCUCUUUGAGAAGAUCCGGAACCCUCAGAGGGCCCUGGAGUGCUACCGCAAGGGCAGCUCCUUUCUGAAAGCGGUGGAGCUCGCUCGGGUGGCCUUCCCAGCAGAGGUGGUGAAGCUGGAGGAGAGCUGGGGUGACCAUUUGGUGCAGCAGAAGCAACUGGAUGCUGCCAUCAACCACUACAUAGAGGCUCGGUGUGCGGUGAAAGCUGUGGAAGCUGCUCUCGGUGCCCGGCAGUGGAAGAAGGCCGUCUACAUCCUAGACACGCAGGACCGGAAGAUGGCAGCCAAGUAUUACCCCAAGAUCGCCCAGCACUAUGCGGCCUUGCAGGAAUACGAGAUAGCAGAGGAGCUCUACGUCAAGGGAGAUGCCAUCAAGGAUGCCAUUGACAUGUACACCCAGGCCGGGCGUUGGGAGCAGGCGCAUAAGCUGGCCUCCAAGUGUAUGAGGCCGGAAGACGUGUCCGUGCUGUAUAUCACGCAGGCCCAGGAGAUGGAGCGGCAGGGCAAGUACAAGGAGGCGGAGAGGCUGUACAUCACCGUCGACGAGCCGGACCUGGCGAUCACCAUGUAUAAGAAGUGCCGGAUGUACGACGAGAUGAUCCGGUUGCUGGCCAAGUACCACAAGGACCUCCUGAGCGACACCCACUUGCACUUGGGCAAGGAGCUGGAAGCCGAGGGGCGUUUGCCGGAGGCCGAGUACCAUUACCUGGAGGCCAAGGACUGGAAGGCGGCUGUGAAUAUGUUCCGCGUGAACAACAUGUGGGAGGAAGCCUACCGGGUGGCCAAGGCGCACGGGGGAGCCCAUUCCCACAAGCACGUGGCCUUCCUGUGGGCCAGGAGCCUUGGCGGGGAGGCGGCCGUCAAGCUCCUCAACAAGUUUGGGCUUCUGGAAAUGGCCAUCGACCACGCAGCGGAUAACAACAUCUUUGACUUUGCUUUUGAGCUGGCCAGGCUCUCCAUGAAGCAGAAGCUUCCCGAGAUCCAUUUCAAAUACGGGUCUUUCCUGGAGGACGAGGUGGGUGAGGCCUGGUGUCUGGGGGUGAGCGGGGUGUGUGUGCUUGCGUACGCCCAUGCCCAGAACUGGGCGGCCGCUCAGCGCGUGGCCGAGGCCCAUGACCCCGACAGCGUGGUCGUUGUCCUGGUGGGCCAGGCGGACGCUGCGUUCAAGCAGAAGGAGUUCCCGAAGGCCGAGGCCUUCCUCUUGCGGGCUCAGCGCCUGGACCUGGCCGUCAAGCACUACAAGGAGGCCGGUAUGUGGACCGACGCCCUCCGGAUCUGCAAAGAGUACUUGCCUGGGGAGCUGGAAGCCCUGCAGGAGGAGUAUGAGCGGGAGGUGGCCAAGAAGGGACCCAGGGGCCCUGAGGGCAUCCUGGAGCAAGCCCGGGAAUGGGAGCAGGCCGGGGAAUAUGCCCGAGCCGUGGACUGCUACUUGAAGGUGCAGGAUCUGAGCAACCGGGCCCUGAUGGAGAAAUGCUGGAUGAAGGCCGCUGAACUAGCCAUCAAAUUCCUCGGCCAGCCUCGGAGCGUGGAGGUGAUGCGGACGGUGGGACCCCAGCUGGUCAGCAUUGGCCAGUUCAAUGUGGCAGCCGAGCUGUAUCUCAACCUGGACCUGAUCAAGGAAGCCAUUGACGCCUUCAUGGAGGGAGAAGAAUGGAACAAGGCCAAACGGGUGGCCAAGGAGCUGGACCCCCGGUACGAGGAGUAUGUGGACCAGCACUACAAGGCGUACCUCAAGGACCAGGGCAAAGUGGACUCGCUGGUGGGGGUGGACGUGAUGGCUGCCUUGGACUUGUACGUGGAGAGAGAAGAGUGGGAGAAAUGCCUGGAGACGGCAGCCACGCAGAACUACAAGGUGCUGCACAAGUAUGUGGCUCUUUACGCCACCCACCUCAUCCGGGAGGGCAGCUGGGACAAGGCCCUCCGCCUCUACAUCCAGCACGGCACGCCGGCCAACGCCCAGAAUUUCAACAUCUACAAGCGGCUCUUUGUGGAGAUGGUGAACGAGCCAGGACUGAACCGGGCGGAGGCCUACCACAGCUGGGCUGACCUGCGGGAGGUCCUCUUCAGCCUGUGCGAAAACCUGGUGAAGUCCAGCGAGGCCAAUACCCCUGCUCACGAGGAGUUUGAGACCAUGCUGCUGGUCUCUCACUACUACGCCACACGGUCUGCAGCCCAGAGUGUCAAGCAGCUGGACACAGUGGCAGCCAAGCUGUCCAUUUCCUUGCUGCGCCACACGGAAAUUGUUCCUGCAGACAAGGCUUUCUAUGAAGCAGGGACGGCGGCCAAGGAGGUCGGCUGGGAGAACAUGGCCUUCAUGUUCCUGAACCGCUUCCUUGACCUGACGGAUGCAAUUGAGGAGGGCUCCCUGGACGCUUUGGACCACUCGGAUUUCCAGAACACGGACAUCCCCUUUGAAGUCCCCCUGCCAGCCAAGCAGCACGUCUCGGAAGAGCAGCGCGAGGAGAUCCGUGACUGGGUCCUCACCGUCUCCAUGGACCAGCGGCUGGAGCAGGUCCUGCCCCGAGAUGAGCGCGACACCUACGAAGCCUCCCUGGUGGCCGCCAGCACGGGCGUGCGCUCCCUGCCCUGCCUCAUCACAGGCUACCCUGUGCUGAGGAACAAGGUGGUGUUCAAACGCCCUGGGAAAGAAGCCAACAAGGACAGCUGGAACAAAUUCCUGAUGGCUGUCAAGAUGUCACACAGCCCCCCCUGCCAGGAUGUUCUCAAAUUCAUCGGUCAGUGGUGUGGUGGGCUGCCCGGCUCCAGCUUCUCCUUCCAGUGACCCAGACGUCACACUCCGGACUCUCGGCUGCCCCUUUUUUGCACAGUCUCCUUUAUCAAUAAAGAUA
Molecule: messenger RNA, 5568 nt
Organism: Pogona vitticeps (central bearded dragon)
Lineage: Eukaryota; Metazoa; Chordata; Lepidosauria; Squamata; Agamidae
Source: RefSeq, a predicted model, not a curated record